Messenger RNA from Rubroshorea leprosula, 1006 nucleotides. NCBI's taxonomy places the organism in Eukaryota, Viridiplantae, Streptophyta, Magnoliopsida, Malvales, Dipterocarpaceae. The record is from the annotation of a GenBank genome assembly.
UCCCACAUUCUCUCCAUCAUCCCCCUCUCUUUCCUUAUCUUCUCCUCGCCAUCUCUGCUUCCUACCCGCAUCAGUUUUCCGACAAGAACAUCUCACUUUCUCAGAGAAAAUAGUCUCCAUUUCGACCUGGUAAGCAAUGGCAUUUGCAGGAACAACCCAGAAAUGCAUGGCAUGUGACAAGACUGUUUAUCUGGUGGACAAGUUGACUGCCGACAACCGGGUGUUCCACAAGGCCUGUUUCAGAUGCCAUCACUGCAAGGGAACACUCAAACUGAGCAACUACAAUUCCUUUGAAGGAGUUCUAUACUGCAAGCCUCAUUUUGAUCAACUUUUUAAAAGAACCGGCAGUCUUGACAAAAGCUUCGAAGGUACACCAAAAAUUGCAAAGCCAGAGAAACCCGUUGACAGUGAGAAACCUGGAGGAGCUAAAGUCUCAAGCAUGUUUGCUGGUACCAGAGAAAAAUGUGUUGGGUGUAAGAAUACUGUAUAUCCAACUGAGAAGGUUUCGGUGAAUGGAACUCCCUACCAUAGGAGUUGUUUCAAGUGCAGCCAUGGAGGGUGUGUAAUCAGUCCAUCAAAUUAUGUUGCACAUGAAGGCCGGCUUUAUUGCAAGCACCACCACGGUCAGCUAAUAAAGGAAAAGGGAAACCUAAGCCAGCUUGAGGGUGAGCAUGAGAAGGAGAAGAUGAAUGGAAAAGAAGUUGAGGCUGAAUAUUGAUCUGCUUGAUGCAUGUUCUGAUCUUUUUGCCAUUUAUGCUGCAUUCCCCUGCACUGUCUUGGACUCUGUUUUACAUCCCUGUAUUUGCAGUUACAAGGGUUUUAUGUUUACAAGACAUGGAAAAUUCUUGCUACAUAUAAAUAUAAUUGAAGUGUGUUGGAUUUCAUAUGUUUUAUUUGAAAUCUCCGUGCAGCAUCCUGUGGUUAAACCAGAUGGCAUGACAUGCUUGCAUCUCGAUAUUAGGGGGUAUGGUACGAUACACUGUGCAAAUAUACCAAUUUCUAGUCU